AUGGAUCCUUCAUCCACCAACUCUGUCAAUGGCUUCUAUUCGUUUCUGACUCGCGGGAUCGACGAUCUUGAAAGGGUUUAUCUUUCAAACAACUUCAUGUCAAUCCAAUUCCUUCAAAGGGCUCUUUCCCUUCUUCGAUCUUUUCAUUCCCAGCUGACCCUUCUCGUCCAAAAGCUCCAUUUGCCUGUUGGGGACAAGUGGCUUGACGAGUACAUGGACGAAAGCUCCAAGCUUUGGGAAGCCUGCCAUGUCCUCAAGUCUGCCAUCUCUGCCAUGGAGAAUUACUACACGUCUGGCCUCAACAUCACCUCCACCCUCGACUCUCAUCGCCAUCUCACCCCUCAGCUCUCUCGCCAGGUGGUUCGCGCGAUUUCUGGGUGUCGGCGAGAGGCGUUUGGAUUGGAGGAAGAGAACAGAGCGCUGAUGGAGACGAGAAUUCAACCACUCUCACUGAAAUUCGACGAAAGGGUCUCCAUCGAAUCGAAGCUUAAUGGGUUCAACGGGUUCAGGGGAGUUCUUUAUGCAAUGAGAAACGUAAGCUCUCUGCUUCUCAUGAUCUUGCUCUAUGGACUGGUCUUCUGUUGGCCAGAGUCAAGCUUCUGCAGGGGAGGCUACGAGGGCUGCUUGAUCUUCGGAUCAUCGUUCAUGAUAUCAACGGCUAGAUUGCAGCAAAGGGUAGCAGCAGAGAUCAGCCAGAUCAAUGAAAGGCCUGGGAUUUUGAUGUGGGAGUUCAGGAGGUCCAAGAUGGCCAUGGAUGAGCUGAGAGGUGAAUUGGAGAGGAGGGGCCCACAGGGGGUGAUGGAUUGGGAGAGUGAGGGUGGGAUUAGAGAGAGAGUGGACAACUUGAGAGGGUGUUUUGGUGUCUUGAGAUCUGGUGCUGAGAAUAUUAUCAGCCAACUUGAUGAUUUCUUUGAUGAAAUUGUUGAAGGGAGGAAGAAGCUUUUGGACUUUUGCAGUCAUAGGUAG
This is a messenger RNA of Prunus armeniaca (apricot), 966 nucleotides long. The record is from the annotation of a GenBank genome assembly. NCBI's taxonomy places the organism in Eukaryota, Viridiplantae, Streptophyta, Magnoliopsida, Rosales, Rosaceae.